Messenger RNA from Vigna angularis (adzuki bean), 1339 nucleotides. RefSeq lists its product as uncharacterized. Gene Ontology annotation, cellular component: membrane. The transcript has 12 exons. Gene Ontology annotation, molecular function: oxidoreductase activity. Lineage: Eukaryota; Viridiplantae; Streptophyta; Magnoliopsida; Fabales; Fabaceae. The record is from RefSeq and is a predicted model, not a curated record. The coding region runs from base 172 to 1131 and encodes 319 amino acids.
UGUUUGAUAUAAUCGCCAUUAAAGUAUCAAAAAACAAAAUCGGGGUCAGUGACGAUAGCUUUUGCGUUAGAAAAUCGCGUUGGAAUUUCAGUCACCAGCAACCAAAACCAGAAAUAACUGCACAGCUUAAGCUUCUGUAUUGUAUUGUAUUGUUUUGCAUCGCCCAGCCCCAUGUUGGUGUUCUUCAUUUGCGUAUUGGUUUUCUUCAUCUUUCUGUACAAAUUCCUCACCGCUUAUGGCGAUUUCACUUUGAUGUCUAAGAAGCAACCUAAACGCGAAGAAAUUGAAGAUAAGGUUGUUUGGAUUACUGGCGCUAGCCGUGGAAUUGGGGAGAUUUUGGCUAAACAGCUUGCAAGUUUAGGGGCCAAGCUUAUAAUCUCUGCGAGGAAUGAAGUUGAGCUAAGCCGAGUAAGGACACAACUGAAAGGUAAGCAUGCACCUGAUGAAGUCAAGAUUUUACCAUUGGAUUUAUCCUCUGGAGAGGAUUCUCUAAGGAUAGCUAUUGAGAAAGCAGAAUCCUUUUUUCCGGAUUCCGGUGUUGAUUACAUGAUCCAUAAUGCAGCUUUUGAGCGUCCUAAAACAUCAAUUUUAGAUGUAACUGAGGAAGGUCUUAAGGCUACAUUUGAUGUCAAUGUUUUUGGGACAAUAGCUCUUACAAAGCUCUUGACACCUUUCAUGUUAAAGAGGGGGCAUGGUCAUUUUGUGGUGAUGAGUAGUGCAGCAGGAAAGACACCUGCCCCAGGUCAGGCUGUAUACUCUGCUUCCAAAUAUGCGCUCAAUGGUUACUUCCAUACCUUGCGUUCAGAGCUCUGUCAGAAAGGGAUCCGAGUUACUGUGGUCUGUCCUGGUCCAAUAGAAACGUCAAAUAAUGCUGGAUCAAAGGUUCCAUCUGAGAAGCGUGUGUCAUCUGAAAGGUGUGCGGAGCUGACUAUCAUUGCUGCAACCCAUGGCUUAAAGGAAGCUUGGAUAUCAUAUCAGCCUGUGCUUGCUGUCAUGUAUCUUGUUCAGUACAUGCCAUCUGUUGGUUAUUGGCUCAUGGACAAGGUUGGCAAAAAUCGAGUAGAAGCUGCCGAAAAGAAGGGAAACACAUAUUCUUUGAGCUUACUGUUUGGAAAAAAGAAGGCCACUUGAUGCCCAUCUGUGCAUGGUUUUCAAAGAUUUGUAUCAAAUAUAUUUUAGUUAAAGGUUCUCUAUCAAAAUGAAUAACACCCUUUCUGGCAAUUGACAGAAUAGUGUUAUAUAUUAUUCCAAAACGAACAAUGAAGGUUUAUAAACUUUCAGUGGGCGAGCCAUUCUGCAAUACUCCACAUUACUUCUCAAAUACAGAACAUUUUUUUUA